UUUUGAUCUCCAGCAGCACCAUGCCUGAACCAGCGAAGUCCGCGCCGAAGAAAGGCUCCAAGAAGGCCGUCACUAAGACCGUCGCUAAAGGCGGAAAGAAGCGCAGAAAGUCCAGGAAAGAGAGCUACGCCAUCUACGUGUACAAAGUGCUGAAGCAGGUUCAUCCUGACACCGGGAUCUCUUCGAAGGCGAUGGGCAUCAUGAACUCUUUCGUCAACGACAUCUUCGAGCGCAUCGCCGGUGAAGCGUCUCGUCUCGCUCACUACAACAAGCGCUCCACCAUCACUUCCCGAGAGAUCCAGACCGCCGUGCGUCUGCUGCUGCCCGGGGAGCUGGCCAAACACGCCGUGUCUGAGGGCACCAAGGCCGUCACCAAGUACACCAGCUCCAAGUAGAGCUC
This is a messenger RNA of Cyprinus carpio (common carp), 400 nucleotides long. Its product is annotated as histone H2B-like. The transcript has a single exon. Gene Ontology annotation, cellular component: nucleosome. Bases 21 to 395 code for a protein of 124 amino acids. NCBI's taxonomy places the organism in Eukaryota, Metazoa, Chordata, Actinopteri, Cypriniformes, Cyprinidae. Gene Ontology annotation, molecular function: DNA binding; structural constituent of chromatin; protein heterodimerization activity. The record is from RefSeq and is a predicted model, not a curated record.